Molecule: messenger RNA, 1803 nt
Organism: Rhinocladiella mackenziei CBS 650.93
Lineage: Eukaryota; Fungi; Ascomycota; Eurotiomycetes; Chaetothyriales; Herpotrichiellaceae
Exons: 1
Coding region: 1-1803 (600 amino acids)
Source: RefSeq, a predicted model, not a curated record
AUGGAAGAUCUGGUCAGCCGCAAUACUCAGACGGAACAUUGUGUUUGGACAGGGUCGCCUCUUAUCGAGCCCGUACCGGAUUUCAACAACUUCAUAAGUCAGAACACCGUCAAUGAAUGUGGGACGGACAUAUCUGCGAAUGAUCCCGACUCUACUUACCCAUCGUUCUCCCUCUGGCCGGGAAACUCCUCUACUUCGUACCAUGAUGUUUUAACAUUUCCCGAACCGCACGAUGCGGCAUCCAGGUACCUCUUUUCGGACGGGUUUGCCUCAUCCAUACAACCACAACCUUCUUUUGAGAGCGAGUAUCGGGAGCGACGGGGAGCGCAUCAAGUCUGUCAGGUCUUGCUAGAGGAAUUUGCCGGGCUCGAUUGGGCGCGUAGCACCUUGCCGACAAACGCGCCUGAAACUGAAUCGAGGCCCGGACAGACACUCUCGGCUCCAGCCUGGUGCGCUGGAUUAUCCGUUCCGGUUGACUGGGCGUUGGUGGCCGAAUCAACUCAAAAUGCCCAGCAAACGCUGAACGAUACGACCGGAUUGGAGUACCACCCUUGCUUCAAGACCGACCCUCUGCCAUGGAUGUCGUCAAAGCAGACGCUCUUUGCCGAAGUCGCUCGAUUUUUUACCGAGUCUUUCGAACGGUACCCUGUUAUCCACCUAGACACUGUAUUGCGCAAACUCGACGACGAAGUCCACUUGAAGGACGUAGAGUUCCGCACUCUGGUCUUGUCAAUUAUCAUGAUGAACCGCGCCAGGCAGUUUCGAGCUGAACACUUGAACUCAGGGCUGGAACGGGAACAGCUGAAAUCUCUCGCAUCGACAAUUGAAAUGAUCCGAAGAACGAAUGAGAUGAAUUAUGAUUUCUCGGAAAAGCCCUCACUCGACACGGUGGUGGUGUCAUCCUUCUUAUUCAUGGCCUAUAUCGCCCUUCGCCAGCAUAAUCGCGCAUUUACCUACCUGACGGAGGCUAUUGGACUCUUGGAUAUGAUAGAAACUUUGCCAGACUCAGUCGAGGUCGCGAGAAUGCUGCGCCUGGAACACAUACUCUUUGUUACCGAGUCGGCUACGAUCUUUAUCUUCGGAUGGCGACGUCGCAGGCUGGCUAGGUACCCAUCUACUCUAGGGCGUCAAGGUCACGAGGCCAUGAAAUUGACGCUUAGUCCUUCGCUACCACUGUCUCGAAUGCACUCGUGGAAUGGUUUUUUCCCCGUGGAUUUUGCAGAGCUCGAUAGGAGGGCUCUGAAGCUAUUACUUUCCAUGACCCGACUUUUUACCGCGUCAGGAUUGGCCGAAGCCGAAAUCAUAUAUGAUGAUGAUGGUAACCUCAUCCGAGCAACGACCUCAUGCGGAGGAGAUGCGAUCGACGAUGUUAAUGUCUCAACAAGCGGUUGUGAUGGAUAUGGCUGCAUCUCGACGCAAUCUGCAGAUGUGAUUCUCACACAACAGUGGCGCCUGGCGUUUCACUGGCACAAGGCUAUUCAACGAGGCUAUCAGCCGCAGUGUUUCGCUGGUCUGGACGAGAAAAUCCAAAAGCUGUCAUCAGCCACCAUUCGCUUGAGCCGAGCAGUUAGUCCGCAGCAAUUUCGGAUCAUUGGGCUGGGUAAGAUUCUAGCGUUAACGGACAGCAUCGUCUCUAUCACGAUGGCAGUUGGCGCCUCAAUAACCACUCGCGUUGGCGUUGUCGGAGAGCUAAUGCGGUUGGUGGCUGAUGCUGACUAUGAGCGCAACUUUUCGGCGCAGCUCAGCUCGUUAGAGCUUUAUGUGAGGAAUAUACCUCGAUCACUACACCAGGAUCCAUUCUGA